Molecule: messenger RNA, 1826 nt
Organism: Soboliphyme baturini
Lineage: Eukaryota; Metazoa; Nematoda; Enoplea; Dioctophymatida; Soboliphymatidae
Source: the annotation of a GenBank genome assembly
AUGGCGAACGAACCAGUGAAAGAUAAUCGCUCCUUGGAAUACUGGAUAACUCGGGCAUGCGACCCAUUUCUGGACGAAUCCGAACGCCCGCAGUUCAUUAGCGGUUUUUGCGAGCAGGUCAACGAAGAGCUAGAAGGCCAUCUGGUUGCCUGCCGGCUAUUGGCCCACCGAAUCCAAAGUCCUCAUGAAGCCGAGGCGUUGAAUGCGCUGAAGGUGCUAGAAAGCUGCUUUCGUCAGUGCGGUCAGCGCUUUCACAAUGAAGUCGCUAAAUAUCGUUUUCUCAACGAACUCAUCAAAGUUGUGUCGCCAAAGUACCGUGGCAAUCAGACGUCUACCAGGGUGAAAUUACGCAUAAUGGAAAUCCUGUACACUCUGCAGAUUUCGCUGAAACAUCUGCCGAAACUGAAGCAGGUCUACGAUAUGCUUAAGGACCAGGGCGUAAUCGCUCAGGACCCGACGUACUUGGAAAAUCUCUGCGACACCCGGUGCCUGGAAAGGGAGAGCGCUCCCCGACGUUCACCAUUCGAAAGUGACGAAAAAAGCGAGGAAGAACAGAAGCAGGAGCGAGAAGAGAAACGGGCGUCUGACAUGAAGGCCAUCGAAAGCAGCGUUCAUUUAUUGUCCGAAAUGAUAAAUCGUUUUGACCCCCAUUUAACUACCGUUCAUGAUAUGGAGGUUAUUAAUGAUCUUGCUGUUUCAAUUGAAAAGAUGCGAACCAGUCUUUUUCAGUAUGCAGCGGAAGCCGGCGAAAGUGAAGAUGUUUUGGGAGCAUCUAAUAACCCGAUCACCAGUGAGCUGAUGAUCGUUGUGGAAAAGCCGCGAACCAACGGGUCAGUGAUCGAACAGAAAUCAACUACCUCUUCGGAAGAUAUAAAUAUGUUAGGUGUCGGUAAUUCGACAUCCGCCGUUAAUUCAACGACAGCUGUUGAUGGUGGCAGCGACUCGUCGUCUGCUCUCAUAGAACUCGAAGACGUUUUCGGUAUCAGGGGUGACCGCGGUCUAACCUCGUCAAACCUCCCCACAGAUCCACGCGACAACCCGUCGUCGUUUAUUAUGCAGAAUUUUGAAGGGAACGACUUAGUGUCGACCUCAAAAGCAUUGCCGGACCUGAAACCAAAAAACAAAGGCCUAGCUGAUCUUCAACAUCUGUCUGAAAAGUUGAUCGAACAGAACUUACCUCGGGGUCUUGUUUCGACGGCAAAGUCACAACAAAAGAGAUCUUUGAAUGAGUUGUCUUCUUGGAACUUCAGUAAGGUGAAACCUACCUGCGACAGGGAAUCUGCUGCAGAAGCGAAUGCUAAUCUCAUAGCGACACUCACUUCUGACUGCGGAGAUGACGUAAUUCUUGUGGAUUCAGUGUUGUCGCUUCCGGUCUCUGAGAAUUCGUUAAAUGGCCUCCAGUCCGCCACGACCAGCUCGAAGGAAGAACUUGCAAAACCAAGCCUCAACCAGCUCGAUUAUGUAUUUGUGCCGUUGGAAAAGGUCAUUCCGGAAAAGUCAUCGGUCACCGUCCUCGAUAAAGACAACCUCAAGAUCGUGUUGUACCAGACAAGAAACAGACCUGCGGAGAAUAUCGUUGUGCUUCUCUUUUGGAUUUCCAGCACGAACGUCGAAGAAGUGACCAACAUCGCCUUCGAUAUCACCCUUCAGCGUUUGGAGGAUUUCGCAUGCAAGUUGCAGCCGGCCGACGCCGAGUCGUUACCUGCGUUUAAUCCGAUCUCGCCGCUGAUUUCCAUAUCUAGAGUUCUGUUGGUUCUCUCUCGACAUAGCAUUCCUGAUGAGGUAAGUUGUAGGGUUUCGCAAGUUGGUUAUGUAAGUUUAUGAUU